Messenger RNA from Cottoperca gobio, 3202 nucleotides. RefSeq names its product WD repeat domain 97 (gene wdr97). Bases 579 to 3155 code for a protein of 858 amino acids. The transcript has 18 exons. The record is from RefSeq and is a predicted model, not a curated record. NCBI's taxonomy places the organism in Eukaryota, Metazoa, Chordata, Actinopteri, Perciformes, Bovichtidae. Gene Ontology annotation, molecular function: protein binding.
UCCCCCGCGAUCUGACAGGCCCCACCGAGCCUUCGUCGUGUGCGGGCAGCUCGUGACGGUCAUCGACCUCGAUGCCGGGAAGGUUUUGGAGCACAAGAGGGAUCUCUGCUCACGAACCAUCACAGCAAUAGUGUACUGCUCCCAACUGGACUGUUUGAUCACUGCAUUUGAAGAGCUCUCCAUUAGAAUAUGGGGUCCAGAUUGGGAACUCCGUGUAGCUUUUGUAGGACACAAUGGUGUGGUGCACUCUCUGUUCUACUGCCCCACAUUGAGCUCGCUGUUCUCAGCUUCUGUGGAUUGUACGAUCCGUUGCUGGAACGUGGAAGAAAGUGAUGUGGUCGAGUGUGUCCACACAGAGCAGAAAAAGCCUCCGUUGUGCAUAGGAGGCACUAAAAAGGGAGAUUAUUUUUUCUCCUUCUCUCACCAGGGAGUUGACAUUUGGACCAUCAGAGCCUUGUACACCCUCCACUGUAAACUCAAAGGGGAUGAAGGAGCCCCACUGAGACAAAUCCUAGCUUCCCCCUUCCCCGCUCCUUAUCCAGACACGAGUCCUCUGUGUGAGCGGGGACAGCGAUAUCAUGCUUGUGGCUGCAGAAACAGGAGCGCUGUUGACUUCUUUCAAAGCAAAGCAGAGGAUUUUGUGUGCUGACUACUGCCUGCAAAAAGAGAUUCUGUUGGCUCUGACAGACACAGGUACGGUGCUCCAAGCCAACACACUCACUAAUCCGAUCACUUUGAUGCAAGAGUGGAAGGGGAGAGGCCAGGGGCCCUGGCAGCGGAAGGACCAUGUGACUGAGAACGAUGCCCAGAUUCUUCCGAUCCCCGGCCCGGCUUGCUGCCUGAUACUCUACAGCUAUGUGGCUGAAACACAACGAGCUUUAGAGGAGUGGAGGAGUUUGCAGGAGAGAAGAGGAUACAGUCACAGGAGUAAGGCAGCUCUUAAAGAUGACAAGAAUAAGUUUUUGGUCAUUCUCGGCCACGUUGGAGGCUGUGUGAGUGUUCUGAAAGCUGAUAAUGGGACGGUCUUCCACAGGACGCGGGCACACAAUGGCCAGAGAGUCACCGCAAUGCAGGUGUACCCUGAGAACAGUUACCUCCUCACCACAGGUGAGGACAUGACAGUGGUGGUGUGGAGAGUAAACCCCUACCUCCAGGAGUGUCUCAGCCAACAGCUGAGCCUGCACUGUGGCCAGCCUCAAGUCUACCUGGCAGCCCUGGGCACCCAGCUGGCCCUGACCUUCCAGGAGCCCAACAGUUACACCCACAACCUGAUGCACUUUAACCUACUCAACCAGAGGCAGACUGACUACCCACCGAACGAAGGACAUUCAGACGACUUCACUGGACUGUGUGUGUGUCCUAAUCUGGAGGUGUUUGUCUCCAGCAGUCUAGAUGGGACAGUGUGUAUCUGGAAUAUGGAGAAUCACCUCAUGAGGACACUGCAGCUGAAUGCAGUGCCUGAGUGUCUGGCUCACAGUGGGUUUGGAGGGGAACUGUUUCUUGGCAUUAGAGGGGAUCUGUACAGGAUGAAUUGUGCAAAGUUCCUGCCACAUCAACUAAUGCUUCUUUCCACUUAUUGUGCCGAGCGCCUUCCUGACACGCCUGUCAUCGAGAAUAAACAAAAGAAUGCAAACACAGACAAAGAUGAGGAAGAGGAAUCGCCAACAAUCGGCAAGAACUUGAACACGGACCUAGCUGCACUCCUCCAAGGCUCAGUAAAAUGCCUCAAAGAGAAGCCCCCCAGCACAAAGGAAACCAAGAAAGAGGCAUUUGCUCGCUACAUGGAGAUAAUAUAUGGGCUGCCCCUUAAUAUCAAGAUUGAUUUGGAGGACACCAUUGAACCAGAUACAUUUGAGAUAAGCUCAUUUGAUCCUGAACCUUAUCACCACAAGCACCGGAAGCCUUCUAACUUAAAAGAGGACGUCCGCCCUGAACCUACGAUAGAGAUUCCUGUGAAUGUGGUGAAAAAUAAGAAGACAAAGGCUCCGGCAACAAUCUCUAAACCAACGAAGACCCUGAUAAAAGUCCAGCCACCACCUGUCCUACCUAAACCAGUCAUAGAGGAAGUAGAGCCAGAGAUCAUUUCUACGAAAGAGCAACCCAAACCCCAAACACUUCCUCCUCCUCCUACACCUCGUCCAAGGAACCCAACACCACCCCCACCACGGGAACCCAUCCCGGACGUGCCCACGUUCCUCAAACAGUUCGCAGAGGCAGGCUGGUUUGAAGACCUGUAUCCUAAUAAAAAGUGUAUCACAAGCACCAUGUCUCCAGAGGACUUCUCCUGGCAGCUGCUGGGCCGUCUGGACACCUGCAGCGCUCCGUCAAAGCUGAAGAUCUUUACUGCACUGCAGGCGCUGGGCAGCCAGGGAGUCUUACAGAAUGCAGACAAGCUUUACCAAGGCCUCAUCGACCGGGUGCCCACAUUUGUGAGACCUCACAUGUCACUUGAGCAACGAGCCGCUCUUGUUGAAAUGUUGAAUCAGCUGGUGCGUCUCAAGUCUGCCAGCUACAAGCUUGUGAAAAAGCUUCUCACACUUCUAGCUUUUAAACAACUAGGUCUCCGACAAACAGUGCUGCACAUUCUGACUGCAUUAGCUGUGAAUGAGGCUGAGCCGUGGUUGUUGCCGGAGCUGGAGAGCUGGGACUCGGAGCUGCGGGACCAGCCGGACAUCUGGAAGAACCUCCACGACAGAGCAGAGUCUUGGCUUCAGUUAUGGAUUUCCAAAUACAAAGAACAUGACAUGCAUCUAUACCUCAGGAGUACAGCAAAGUGGAAGCCGACAACCUUCAGCAUGGUGGAUGUGCUGAAUUAUUUCUGCUCUGUGCAAAAGGAGGAGUACAGAAAGGCCCGAUGUGUUGCACCUGCUGAUGGCAGAAACACUGUUCUUAUGCCUCUCUGUGAUUGUAGUUCUCGACCAAUCCUUCGUCUAGGAGAGACUUACAGCAUGGCCAGGACAUGGAGGCCACCAGGUGUAAUUCUGCCUCCCCUGAGAAACCGUCCCUUCCUCAUGCAGUUUCCCAAUUUCAUCUCGUUGCCGUUACCUCGGGUCACUCUUUGCCCCUUUCGCGUGUGCUCAGAGGAGGACUGGCUGAAGGCCUCAACUCGCCGCUACUUCAUUCAACAGCAGUCGUACGUAGAGUACUACAGAUGAUUCCUCUUGGUGUGCAACACUCCAAUUAACAUUAACCUUUUUACAAU